Messenger RNA from Rhea pennata, 2979 nucleotides. It is a transcript of the gene TMCC1, whose product is annotated as transmembrane and coiled-coil domain family 1. The transcript has 4 exons. NCBI's taxonomy places the organism in Eukaryota, Metazoa, Chordata, Aves, Rheiformes, Rheidae. Gene Ontology annotation, cellular component: endomembrane system. Bases 163 to 2094 code for a protein of 643 amino acids. The record is from RefSeq and is a predicted model, not a curated record. Gene Ontology annotation, biological process: membrane fission; endosomal transport; endosome membrane tubulation.
GCAUGAGAUCACCGUGGCACAGCUGCAUGUGUAGUCACUCUUGAAGCAAUUGCACACCUAAUUGGCUGACAAUCUUGGCAUUUUUAAAACAAACACAAGCCUUUUAAAAGCAGGGGACCUAUUUAUGUAUGAAUAUUCAAAUAGACCUUUUGGGUGUCAUCAAUGGAGCCUUCUGGCAGUGAGCAGAUGUGUGAUGACCCUGAUCCUGGAGGCAAAUCCCAAGAUCAAGAGACCAAAAAACAGCAUGAAUCAGAGCAAAAAUUAUCCAAAAUAACACAUAAUGCUUUGGAGAACAUUAAUGUGAUUGGUCAAGGCUUGAAGCACCUUUUCCAGCACCAGCGCAGGAGGUCCUCAGUUUCUCCCCAUGAUGUUCAGCAAGCUCAGGCUGAUCUGGAGACUGAAAUGGAUUUGGAAAGCCAAAGCGCCUGUGCUGAAAUUGAUGGUGUCUCCACCCACCCCACAGCUCUGAAUCGAGUGCUUCAGCAAAUCAGAGUGCCACCUAAAAUGAAGAGAGGGACAAGCCUGCACAGCAGGCGGGGCAAGAUGGACCCUCCAAAAGGAAGCCCACAGAUCAACAGGAGGUCUGCCCAAGAUACUCAAUCAGGUCGGCCCAGAUCAUCAUCUACUACUGAUGCUCCCUCCAACUUGUCUGUGAUGGAGAUAGCUUCUUCUAUCUAUGUAGGUGGAGAGGAUGCCUCAGCAGCAGCAAUCGAGCGAUUGGAAGUCAGCAGCCUAGCCCAAACCUCUAGCGCAGUUGCCUCGAGCACUGAUGGCAGCAUCAACACAGACUCAAUUGAUGGGACCCCAGACCCUCAGCGUACAAAAGUGGCCAUCACUCACCUGCAGCAGAAGAUACUGAAGUUGACUGAGCAGAUCAAAAUCGAACAAACAGCCCGUGAUAACAAUGUGGCAGAGUAUCUGAAACUGGCUAAUAAUGCUGACAAGCAGCAGAGCGCCCGCAUCAAGCAAGUGUUUGAGAAGAAGAAUCAGAAGUCAGCCCAGACCAUCCUGCAGCUACAGAAGAAACUAGAACAUUACCAUCGAAAGCUGCGAGAGAUUGAACAGAAUGGGAUCCCUCGACAACCAAAGGAUGUCUUCAGGGAUAUGCAUCAGGGUUUGAAGGAUGUCGGAGCAAAAGUCACUGGCUUCAGUGAGGGUGUAGUAGACAGUGUUAAAGGUGGGCUUUCCAGUUUCUCCCAAGCUACACAUUCAGCAGCAGGAGCUGUGGUUUCCAAACCUCGGGAGAUUGCCUCCCUCAUAAGGAACAAGUUUGGGAGUGCAGACAAUAUUGCUAGUCUGAAAGAUUCCUUAGAAGAAGGCCAGGAAGAUGGGACAGGAGGCAAGGCUCUAGGCGUUAUUCAGAACUUCCAGUCAAGCCCAAAAUAUGGCAGUGAAGAGGAUUGUUCCAGUGCCACAUCAGGCUCAGUGGGAGGCAACAGCACCACAGGGGGUCCUGUGGGAGCUUCUGGCUCCAAAACAAACACUCUGGAUAUGCAGAGCUCAGGGUUUGAUGCAAUACUACAUGAGAUUCAAGAAAUUCGAGAGACACAGGCAAGACUGGAAGAAUCAUUUGAGGACCUUAAGGUUCGUUAUCAGAGGGAUUACUCAUUAAUAAUGCAGACUCUGCAAGAGGAGCGGUACAGAUGUGAAAGACUAGAAGAGCAGCUAAAUGACCUGACUGAGCUCCAUCAGAAUGAGAUCCUAAAUUUAAAACAGGAGCUGGCCAGCAUGGAGGAGAAAAUUGCCUAUCAGUCUUAUGAGCGAGCCCGGGACAUCCAGGAGGCUCUGGAGGCCUGCCAGACCCGGAUCUCCAAGAUGGAGCUGCAGCAGCAGCAGCAGCAGGUGGUGCAGCUGGAGGGGCUGGAGAAUGCCACAGCUAGAAACCUCCUGGGGAAAUUCAUCAACAUCCUCCUGGCUGUCAUGGCUGUCCUCCUGGUCUUCGUCUCCACCGUGGCCAAUUGCGUCGUGCCCCUCAUGAAAACUCGCAACAGGACGUUCAGCACUUUAUUCAUAGUGGUUUUCAUUGCCUUUCUGUGGAAGCACUGGGACGCCAUCACUGGCUACUUGGAACGAUUCUUGUCCCCUCCUAGAUGAUGGUGCAAGGAAUCGGCUGCAUCGCCCCUCCCGGCACUCUUGAGCAUAAGCGUGGCAAAGAUUAGUCAGCAACUAUUCCGCUGAAGUUUUAAAGUGUCCGAGUGAAUUUGUUUACAUUUAGAAUAACAGUUUUUCUCUGCGAGACGCAUUGCAAUAGUAUUUUUUAGAUUUUAUUCAAGAACUCUUUUUGGCAAGAAUCCUGGAUAAUUUUUAUGUAGCAUGGUUCUCUUUGGAUGCAAAUCUUAAGAUUCUUUAAAGUGUACAAAAGAAAUAAAUAAAACACACAAAUUUGGAGCAUACCAAUGGGCAAUUAAAUUGCGGCUUGAACUACUGUACUAAACCUGUCAGGAAGAGAACAUGGUAGCCUAAAAUGAGCAAAGCUAAAUCUAGCACACAGCCUUGAAUGAUGGUACCACAGCAAACCUGUAACACUAAACUUUUACUGUGAAGUCUGCUCACAUUCCAUGCCCAAACAUUUGGGUUCAGAGUGGUUUCUUUCCUUAACAAGAGAAAAAGCAACGUAUGGAUCGCUUUCCCAACUCAGCAUCUAGGUUUGCCAUUUGUGCUAACCUGACUUACAGUAAUUUUCUAUAAGGCUGGUUAACUUUGCUGAGCAUAUGAAAUGGAAGCCUCAUGCCAUAUACUGCACAGUUGUGCUACAGUAUUUUGAAGUAGUCCUUUAAAUACUUAUCUUUAAGCAGAAGCCCUUGGUCGCACUUUUGAGGUUUUUUUUAUAUAUGUAUAUUCACAGAUUUAAAAAAAAUCCAAACAGCAUACUUGAAGAGUGUAAUACUCAAACUCUCAGUGCUUCCUUAUUGUUUCUAAUAGGAUUUUUUAUUAUAAUUAUUAUUAUUAUUAUUGGGGGUUUUUUUGGAAAGGGUUGGG